Molecule: messenger RNA, 1554 nt
Organism: Saccharomycopsis crataegensis
Lineage: Eukaryota; Fungi; Ascomycota; Saccharomycetes; Ascoideales; Saccharomycopsidaceae
Gene: MAS2
Product: mitochondrial-processing protease subunit alpha
Exons: 1
Coding region: 1-1554 (517 amino acids)
Cellular component (GO): mitochondrion
Molecular function (GO): metal ion binding
Source: RefSeq, a predicted model, not a curated record
AUGUUUAGACUCUGUCACCACCAAAAACUCAGGACACCCGCCAGAAGGUUGGUUUCCACCAGAAAGAUGUCUACUACCACCAUAAUCAACCCCAAAGAACCUUACAAGUACCAAGAGUUACCGAACAAGGUCAAAGUGGUCACCAACCCUUUGCCAGGCCAUUUCUCGGCUCUUGGAGUGUACGUUAAUGCUGGCUCACGAUUCGAAGAUGGGGGGAAAUUACAAGGAGUCAGUCAUUUGGUCGAUAAACUCGCUUAUAAUUCGACAGCCCACCUUUCCGGAGUGGAAAUGUUACAAAGUCUCGAACGGUUAGGAGGGAACUACAUGUGCUCAUCAUCGAGAGAAUCCAUAAUGUAUCAAGCGUCGGUGUUCAACGACGAUGUGGAGAAAAUGGUGCGUUUACUCAGUGAAACUGUGGUUCACCCACAAUUGACUGAGCAAGAGAUUGACGAACAGAAAAACUUUGCCAGUUAUGAGAUCGAUGAGAUUUGGAAGAAACCAGAAUUGAUCUUACCGGAACUCUUCCACAUGGUGGCCUACAGUGGCGAGAACCUUGGGUCGCCGUUAUUGUGCCUGAUGGACCGAUUACCAUAUAUCACCAAGCCAUUGAUUGAUGAAUACCGUAACCGAUUCUUUAAUCCCGAAAACAUCACCGUAUCAAUGAUCGGGGUUCCUGAGACCACCGCGGUGGAAUUGGCCAACAAGUAUUUUGGUGAUUGGCAAUCGUCUUCAUCAUCUGCUGAUGCUGCCUCUCCUAUGAAGUUCCCACCGGCAAAAUACACCGGGGGAGAAUAUACUUUGCCACAUCCUGCCAACCCUGAUGGUCUGAUGCCGGAGUUCUCGUAUAUCCACCUUGGGUUCGAAGGGCUCAGUGUUUCUGAUCCUGAUAUUUAUGCUUUAGCAUUAUUGCAAACCCUUUUAGGGGGCGGGGGGUCAUUUAGUGCUGGGGGACCAGGAAAAGGAAUGUACGCGAAACUUUACACCGAAGUCCUCAACAAAUAUGGGUUCAUCGAGAACUGCGUGGCGUUCAACUCUUCAUAUUACGAUUCUGGGUUAUUUGGAAUCAGCGCGGCGUGUAUUCCUAACGCUGCCCCAUAUUUGGUGGAAAUCAUGUGCCAGCAGCUAGCGUUGACGUUCCAAGGCACUUCGGGAGGUGGGAGAAUUCGUGGUGGUAGAUCAUCGUCAUCAUCUAGGGGGAUCACCGAGACCGAAUUGGCAAGAUCGAAAAAUCAAUUGAAGUCGUCAUUAUUGAUGAAUUUGGAGAGUAAGAUGGUGGAAUUGGAGGAUUUGGGGAGACAGAUCCAGGUCCACGGGUACAAGAUCCCAUUAUUUGAAAUGAUCGAGAAGAUUGAACAAGUGACGUUGGCGGAUAUCCGAAGAGUGGCCCAACGGGUGUUGACCGGGAAUGCCAGUGAGUCAGGGUCAGGAAAGCCUACGGUGGUGAUUCAAGGUAAUAGAGAUCAAUUUGGAGAUAUCGAGAGUGUAUUAAAGAAUUAUGGUUUGGGGAAGUUUGACCAAGUGCCGGAGGAGAAUUCUAAGAAAGGUUGGUGGUGA